Messenger RNA from Sciurus carolinensis (gray squirrel), 2261 nucleotides. Its product is annotated as probable N-acetyltransferase CML1. Lineage: Eukaryota; Metazoa; Chordata; Mammalia; Rodentia; Sciuridae. Gene Ontology annotation, molecular function: N-acetyltransferase activity. The record is from RefSeq and is a predicted model, not a curated record. The coding region runs from base 276 to 1004 and encodes 242 amino acids. The transcript has 2 exons.
UCAGCAGCCUAAACCUUCACAAUCAGGCAGGAGGCUUUGUUGAGCUUGUGCUUGGCAACACAGGAUUCCUCUAAUAUGAAUCCUGGAAAGAGUCCAAAGCACUGGAGCCCUUUGGGAGCCAUCCUAAUGAAGCAAGGCUCAGAAAGCCCAUACUGGGGCAAUGAGAGCAGAGGGGAAGGGACUGCAUACAUCACGGCUUUAUCUAAGAUAUUCUACUGAAUCCUCAGGACAAUCCUAGAAGGCAGGAUUUCCAGGAAAGUGUUCAGGCAGGUCUAAUGACCUCUCCUGGACCUAGAGAUUGCAGACACAGAAGUCUCCCCAUGGCUCCUUAUCACAUCCGCAAAUACCAGGAGAGUGACAAUGAAAGUGUCCUGGCCCUGUUCUCCAGUGGGUUGGCUGAGCACAUUCCUGCCACCUUCCGCCAUAUGCUGAUGCUGCCCCGAAUCCUCCUCUUCUUACUUGGAGUGCCCCUCACUCUACUCCUGGUCACUGGCUCCUGGCUCCUGACCAUCGUGUCCAUCUUUACCCUACUUGUUUUCCUGAGGUUGCUUGCUAAUUUUCCCUGGAAGAUUCAUGAGGCCUUGUGUUUGCGCACAGACCUGGCUGACAUCACCAAAUCCUACAUGAGUGCAUGUGGCUCCUGCUACUGGGUGGCUGAGUGUGAAGGGAAGGUGGUGGGCACAGUAAGUGCUCUCCCAGUUGCAGACCCUCCUUUGGGGAAGAAACAACUGCAGCUGCUUCGCCUCUCGGUGGCCGUGGAACACCGAGGUAAGGGGAUUGCAAAAGCCCUUGUCAGGACCCUCCUCCAAUUUGCCCGGGAUCGGGGCUGCAAUGAAGUUAUUUUUGAGACUACCACAUUACAGUACAGUGCCCUGGCCCUCUACCAGGGCAUGGGCUUCCAGAAGACAGGCCAGUCUUACUUUGGAAAGAUUUGGAAGAUACUGGCUAUUCCUAAACUUUAUUUAACAUACCGCCUCCCUUCUGCUCAGAAAGAGGGACUAUGAUAUAUUUCCUUGUGUAUCUGAUCCACUCAUCUGUAGUAACAAGAACUACUGACUAUUAGUGUAAAAACAGUAAAAGUUCAUUGUUAUUGCCUGUCUGGGUCCAACAGGUUGGAUGGUGGGGUGUGGACACCAGGGUCUCUACUCCAUUUGUUUGGGUUGUCUUCAUUUCACUUAUCUCAUCACACAAUAAUAUUGCAUAAAACCCAACAGAAAAUGAUAAUACACAUACCUUUCAUUUCUGAAUCUGUGGGCUCUUGAGUUCUUCUGGUCUCUGCUAGGCAGUGUUCUGGGUCUCAGGUUGCAUUUUCUAAUAUUCUGGGUUGACUGAAGUCCAGGGAAACUAGACUUCAGACAUUUCCAACAGGCAGCAAUCAAAGCCACUGCAAAGCAAAAGGAGAAAGGGACAAAGACUUUUCCAUGUCCACACAUGUGUCACUUGUGAAAACAUCCCAGACUAUGUGGAAAAUGGAGCUGGCUCAGAAGUGGAGAAGCUGCAGAGUCACAGAGCAAACGGGCAGGAUGUGGCCCUAUGAGAAGAAAUGGGGCAGCGAUACACUCAAACUAGUGUCCUGUCCCCCCAGAGGGGUGGGAAGGUAACUGUCAAUGGAGGGGGAUGUUUUCAUGGGGAGACCUGGGUAUGGGGCAACCCUCAUGGUGCUGGUGGGACCCAUUCUCAGGCGCCAGCCUGACUGAAGGGAGGUUGUGUGUGGAACCUUCCUGUGUGUCCUGGAGGAGGAAGUAGGAGAGGUGAGUGUCCCAAAAUUAACCCAGAUUGGCACCCAACCUGGUACCAGACUCUGUGCCCAUAUGGGUUCACAGUCCCCAUAUCUUCAUAGGUGCCUCAGGACAGAUCCUCCCAGGCGGGGGAGAGUUGGGACCUGGGUCAGUGCUGAUUGUGCAGGACUGUCACCCUCUCCCAGCUGCUUAGACUGUAUCUCUGGCAUGUUCGUGGGUGCCUGGAACCUUGUACUUGUUCUCUCCAACCCAGAGGCAUAAUUCCAGAAGAGCUGAAUCCUAGUACCCUCACUUAACUUUUGAUAUUUGGGCAGCAUUGGAGAUAUUCUCCUUCUCUGACAUGUCUCCUCUCCCCCUGGACCACAGUUUGUCCAGUCCUGGCAUCCAGCCUUGUCAUAUGCCCAUUUCACCUACACAGAAAUCCUUACCCACUCUCAUGGACUAGUUCCAAACUGGACUGACUAGUUGUUCAGGAACAUGGGCCUCAACUUCCCACUGUCCCAUACUUGUCUCCUGCCCGUG